UACCCUGCCAAACCUCUCCAUGCAAAUCACCAUUCAAGCACAUAAAAAAAUAGAAGAAGCUCUCCCCUGUUAGAUUUUCCGAGAAAACAGGAAAGUUUGCGAAGAUGUCGGGAAGAGGAAAGGGCGGGAAGGGGCUAGGAAAGGGAGGUGCAAAGAGGCACAGGAAGGUGUUGAGAGAUAACAUCCAAGGAAUCACAAAGCCAGCAAUUAGAAGGCUAGCAAGAAGAGGAGGUGUGAAGAGAAUUAGUGGGCUGAUCUACGAGGAAACUAGAGGGGUUUUGAAGAUCUUCCUUGAGAAUGUGAUUCGUGAUGCUGUUACCUACACAGAGCAUGCUAGAAGAAAGACUGUCACUGCCAUGGAUGUUGUCUAUGCUCUUAAGAGGCAAGGUCGUACUUUGUAUGGGUUUGGGGGUUAGGAUUUAUCGGGUCUUCUAUUUUGUUUGUAUUGAUUUCCUUUGCUUAGGAAUUUAGAUCUUCUAUGGGCUGGAAUUGAAAAAUUGGAUCUGUAAUUGAAACAAGUUAUUAAUCCUGAUUCAGCUGUUGCCAUUUUAGGCCAAAAUUGCUUACCUCAGUUUAAUUCGUUUUGGACUUGAUGCUACAAAAUGCUCCGAUAAGUGGUUUCUUGUGAGAUUUGAGAAACUGGGCUACGAGGGUUUAGGAGAAAGAAUCAACAAUUUCUCGGUCUGACAUGAAAGAGUAAUUGGUGUGAUGUAGUCAAGCUGUUUGAUGUUUAGUCCGUGACGGGUUUUGAUUGAAGAAACUGUGCUGUCUGUUUAUAUUUUUCGUUACCUUGGUGAAGGACCAUU
Populus euphratica (Euphrates poplar) is the source of this 806-nucleotide messenger RNA. RefSeq names its product histone H4. Gene Ontology annotation, molecular function: DNA binding; structural constituent of chromatin; protein heterodimerization activity. Lineage: Eukaryota; Viridiplantae; Streptophyta; Magnoliopsida; Malpighiales; Salicaceae. Bases 105 to 416 code for a protein of 103 amino acids. Gene Ontology annotation, cellular component: nucleosome. The record is from RefSeq and is a predicted model, not a curated record. The transcript has a single exon.